AUGUAUGUACCUGCGAAGGCGUAUCCUACAUGGUUCCAAAACGAACUUAACAAGGGUUUUAUGUCGUUGUACAAUAUAAUCGAAUGUACCUUAUCGAAGGACAUUCGUAAAGAUCAUGAAAUAUAUGAAGGGGUUCUAGACUCUUUAUAUAAUAUUUCGUUUGACACAAAAAUGGACGCUGCUAUUUUCAGGUCAACGACAUUAGGUCUAAGAAACAAGGCCAAAGAAUUAGACAUCGCUAUAAGUGAUGACUGGAUUGCUCGUAAAAUUUUAAAGUCACUCAAAGGUCAAUAUGCCAGCAUCAAUUCUGAAAAUCUGAAAAGAUCUGGUUCUUACGAUCUGGAAAAACUUCUAUUCACCAUUCAGAAGAAAUCAUCUCAGAUUGCUGGAGUAACGUCUACACCUAAAGCUAAAGCCAACUCGAAUUGUCAAAUCUGCCAGACCUCUGUUCACACAGCAGUAAUAUGCCCAAAUAGAGUUCCUGAACUUGACUCAAAACCGACAUCAACAGUGAACAUAAAGAAGCCUGUCAAGAAGAAAUCUAAGUGGAAGGCAAACCAAAUUACAAUUAAUCUGACUGAUGAACUACUGACGCUUAGGCCUACUUUACAAAAACUCUCUCUAGAUGACGUACUAAUCCUAGAUUCUGGAGCUCAAUNNNGAUCAGUAAUCAAAAACACUGGUAUUUUACACGAUUUCUCCUCUAUUACCAAUUCUCAGUUGUUCGCAGCUGACGAUAGAAAGAUCGAUGUUUCAGGGGAAGGGAAAAUCAAAUUUAUGAAAGCCAAUAACAAAAUUACUCCCAUUCCGGUACUUUACUCCAAAGAUGUUGCUUGUAAUUUAAUCAGUUUAUUUAAUCUAGAACAAGCAGGAUUCACUGUUGAACUAUCAGAUAGAAAGUUGCUGGAUUCUGAUGAACAUCUCAUUACAAAAUUUGUGGACUAUGACAGAUAUGUCUGCAUCAAAAUAUCUGACUUACAACUUCCAACUCCUUCGAAGACAAUAGUAAAAGGAAAUAAAGUCUUAAAAGUAUCAACUACUGAUAAACCAUAUUCAAUGAGCCUACUCCAUCGAUUAUUCGGUCACAUUAACAUCAAAGAUAUUCGGAAAACUAUCAGUUCAGGUCUCAUAGGCAGUAUUCAAUCUCACAUGGUUGAUUGGACAGACAUUGACAAGUUUCAGUGUGCCGAUUGUAUGAAGGGUAAAGCACGAAAACAUCAACAUGUUGUCGGGUCAAGACUGAAAUAUCAAAAAGAGUACUCAAAAUUCCAAUAUCUUCAUUGUGACUUAUUUGGUCCAGUUUCUGGUAUGCCGAUUAAUACAGCUAAAUAUUUCAUUACAUUUACUGAUGAGAACACUCGGUAUCGUUGGUAA
Molecule: messenger RNA, 1374 nt
Organism: Henningerozyma blattae CBS 6284
Lineage: Eukaryota; Fungi; Ascomycota; Saccharomycetes; Saccharomycetales; Saccharomycetaceae
Exons: 1
Coding region: 1-1374 (457 amino acids)
Source: RefSeq, a predicted model, not a curated record